AUGGGAUUCCCAGAUAAAUGGUGUAGUUGGAUUAUGGGCAUUCUUAAGUCGGCUAAAUCUUCUGUGUUGGUUAACGCGGCUCCCACUUUUCAAUUUAAAUGCCAAAAAGGUAUCAGGCAAGGUGACCCUCUUUCUCCGUUUCUUUUUUUGGUUGUUAUGGAAGCUCUUUCAUGUAUGAUUUCUUUAGCUAAGGAAGCCGGGAUUAUUAAAGGGAUUUCCACGGGUAAUAACGGACCGGUUAUUAUUCACCUCUUAUACGUGGACGACGCCAUAGUGGUGGGGGAGUGGACCAAGGAGGAAGUGGUGAACGUGGUGAGAAUUCUUCGGUGUUUUUUUCUUUGUUCUGGGUUAAAAAUAAACAUUGAUAAAUCUAAUCUUUACGGAAUUGGUGUGGAUUUGGAGGAAACCGGGGUUAUGGCUAAUGAGGUUGGAUGUAAACCGGAAGUCCCUCCUUUUAAGUAUCUUGGUCUUAAGUGGGUGCAAAUAUGA
Molecule: messenger RNA, 489 nt
Organism: Helianthus annuus (common sunflower)
Lineage: Eukaryota; Viridiplantae; Streptophyta; Magnoliopsida; Asterales; Asteraceae
Exons: 1
Coding region: 1-489 (162 amino acids)
Source: RefSeq, a predicted model, not a curated record